AUGACGGCCGACAGCAGCGACUACGUCCUGGAGGACAUCAAGGCCACGCGCAUCGCAGCCGACGGCAUUGACGCGACCUUUCGGUCCAACAGCAUUGAUCUGGUCUCGGCCGGGCUCGAGGGCCGCGUGCUGGCCUUUUCGGAUCAGUGGUUUGCCGAGGCGGCCAACCUGCUGAACCCCAAGGCGCCGGUAGCCGGCAACGGCCGGAUGGUGUAUGCGGGCGCAUGGUACGACGGCUGGGAGACGCGGCGCCACAACACGGCGCCGUUUGACUGGGUGAUCAUCCGGCUGGGCGUGGCCUCGGGCACGGUGAUCGGGGCCGAGAUCGACACGGCUUUUUUCAGCGGCAACGAGGCGCCGGCCAUCUCGGUCGAGGGCUGCUUCCGCGAGGGCGGUGCAGAUGCCGAUGCUGAAGUCGUCGGCUGGGGUGGCAGCCGUGGUGGCUGGGAGACCAUUCUCGGCCGGCAGCCGUGUGGCCCCAAGCAGCGCCAGGCCUGGCAGCUCGACGUGCCGCAGCUCGACCGCGCCUACACGCACGUGCGCCUCAACAUGUAUCCCGACGGUGGGAUCGCGCGGUUCCGGCUCUUUGGCCACGCCCGGCCGGUCUUCCCGGCCGAUCCGGCGGCCGUGUUCGACCUCGCGGCCGCUCAGAAUGGUGCCGUCGCCGUCGCCUGCAACAACCAGCACUUUGGCACCAAGGACAACCUGCUGCUGCCCGGCCGUGGUGCCGACAUGGCCGACGGCUGGGAGACGGCCCGCUCUCGACAGCCCGGCCACGUCGACUGGGCCGUCAUCCGCCUCGGCGCUCCUGGCCUCGUCCACCGCUUCGUCGUCGACACCGCCUUCUUCCGUGGCAACUUCCCCCAAAAGGUCCGUGUCGAGGCUCUACGCUGGACUCCCGGCCCCAACGAUCCCAGAGAACCUGCCCAUGACGACCCGGCCUGGUUCAUCGCCGUGCCCGAUGCCAAGUGCGGGCCCGACCAGGAGCACGACUUCGCCUCCCAGCUGCCGGCCAGCCAGGUCGUCACCCAUGUCAAGCUCGUCUUGAUCCCGGAUGGCGGUGUCAAGCGGCUGCGCGUCUUCGGCACGAGGGCCAUCUGA
Messenger RNA from Grosmannia clavigera kw1407, 1101 nucleotides. RefSeq names its product allantoicase. Gene Ontology annotation, molecular function: allantoicase activity. Bases 1 to 1101 code for a protein of 366 amino acids. The record is from RefSeq and is a predicted model, not a curated record. The transcript has 2 exons. Gene Ontology annotation, biological process: allantoin catabolic process. Lineage: Eukaryota; Fungi; Ascomycota; Sordariomycetes; Ophiostomatales; Ophiostomataceae.